UUAGAGUGGAACCUUGGUUAGCGACGUUACUUCGUUCCAGAAGUUCCGACUCGAACCGAAAGGGACAUCAACUGAUGCAAAUUUUCCCGCAAGAAAUAAUGUCAGCCCAAGUCAUCUGUUCAAGAAAGUCAAAAAAUGUUAACACAAAACACAUUUUUAUAGUUUUGCAAUUACGGUUUUCCAUGCAGAAAACAAUUCAAAAUGCAUAUAAGUGAUGAAUGGAUACAAAGGAAAGGUUACUUUUACUUCUUUUAAGACGUGAUUCUUCACGUGGCUGAAAGCAAGAAGGGUGUUGGUGGUUGAUCUCGCUGCCACAUGGUGUCUUUGGGAGCAGUCACAUCUUCAAUGAAGGAGCUUACUUGUGAGGAUCAAGUCUGCAAGCAAGUCUAUAAAAGGACACCGUGACUCUCUAUCAAUUUAAACAUGCACACAAUUUAAUUUCAUUUAUUUCAAACCUGUAUGCUCAUAAAUUCAAACAUUGAAUGUUCAAAAAUGAAAAAAAAUAUCACUUGAUGGAUCAGUCAUAAUUUCAUAAUAUUCAAAAAGGACCAUAAGAAGUAAUAUACUUAUUUAAUCCCGACUCCUCUCCAAAAGUCCUUCAAUAUUCAUUAAUUCACUGUCUCCACACAAAUAUGCAACAUAAAUACACUUUACUACGUAUACUACAUGUGUGGCUUCAAAAUAUAUUAAUUUUACAAUACAUCACAGUUUUAACAACUCAAACAUAAAUGUCAGUACUUCUUUCCUUAAAUCAACCAUUCUCCCAGAAACUACAGCCAUUGGAAUUAGCAUGCUGUAGUACUUCCUCCCAACCGCAUGGUGGUGCUGUGGACAUUUAUAUAAAAAAAUAUAUUAAUUUUACAAUACAUCACAGUUUUAACAACUCAAACAUAAAUGUCAGUACUUCUUUCCUUAAAUCAACCAUUCUCCCAGAAACUACAGCCAUUGGAAUUAGCAUGCUGUAGUACUUCCUCCCAACCGCAUGGUGGUGCUGUGGACAUUUAUAUAAAAAAAUAUAUUAAUUUUACAAUACAUCACAGUUUUAACAACUCAAACAUAAAUGUCAGUACUUCUUUCCUUAAAUCAACCAUUCUCCCAGAAACUACAGCCAUUGGAAUUAGCAUGCUGUAGUACUUCCUCCCAACCGCAUGGUGGUGCUGUGGACAUUUAUAUAAAAAAAUAUAUUAAUUUUACAAUACAUCACAGUUUUAACAACUCAAACAUAAAUGUCAGUACUUCUUUCCUUAAAUCAACCAUUCUCCCAGAAACUACAGCCAUUGGAAUUAGCAUGCUGUAGUACUUCCUCCCAACCGCAUGGUGGUGCUGUGGACAUUUAUAUAAAAAAAAAUGCUUGUGUGACGUCACGACACUGGUUGGUUUGUUUUGAAUUGUACCGCGACUUCUGCGUUACCAUUAAAUGAAACAUUUAAAAGUAGAGUAAUGCUCUGAUUAAGUGGCUGUUUCACUGCACGUUAUUUAAACAUUUCACUUUUUACACCAACAUGUCUGUCGGAGAGGACGAAACGCGUCAGCGACUAAAGGCAGCUGUACAUUAUACUGUUGGUCGUCUGUGUCAGAAGAUUGGAGAGGAACACCGAACGGAAUUUAGCCGGCAGGUCGUAGCCGCAAUAGCAGAGACUACCUUCAGACAGUGUGAUGUCUUUGCUAAAGACUUGGAGGCGUUUGCAAAGCAUGCUAAAAGAUGCACGGUGUCUGCAGAGGACGUGAAACUUUUGGCUCGUCGCAGUACCGCGCUGUCAGUCUACAUACAGAAUAAGAGUGAAGAACUGGAACAAGAGCAGAGGGCUUUGAAAAAGAAGAAUACCGGGAAGAGGAAGAGCAGAGACACUGAGGAGAACAGAGAAUAAAAAACAGGCAGGUCUUUCCUUGUCCUCAGAGUCUUCCCCAGCAUUUUUAAAUAAACAAGAAAUGAACAAAGCAACAUUUAGUCCACAUCAUCUGGUAAACGGGUGUCUUAUGCACCUGCAACACUCAUACAUUAAAUCUGUCUUAGACCUGAGAGAGGACCUAAAGAUAUAAAAUAGGUUUUUAGAAAAGCAAACACCAGCAGUGACCUGUCCAAGGAUUUGCCAGGCAGUCGUCCAAUCAGCAGCACACAAACAUUAUCAAAGCCUUUUAUGAAAAUACAAACACCCCUCUUACUGAAGCACACAAGCAGAGGAAACACAAGCUAAGAGAAGCAUGAAAAAGACAGGUACUACCAUGUCUCUCUGAGAAGGUCACACCACACUCAAUGUGUUGGAUGCUGCAUCUUCGUCCUUCAGCCUGGGAUCAAAUGGAGACCUCGACCAGCAGAGCCCAAGGUCCCUAGAUACGUGAAUCGAAUUAGAUGUUUUAUUCCGCAAAGCGACUCAAUCAACUAAGCAUCUAUUCAAAUGAACUUUAUUCGACAACUCCCUUCAUUUGACAUUUUUCCAACACCUCACAAACAUCAAGAGCUACAGGGGGAGGGGGACAUUGGACAUACCACUCCACGUUCUCACACCUGCACUCGUGUCCCCCCACCCUCCUAGAGUCUUCAGUCGGUGUCAUCCACAUCAAGUACACACUUACAGAUCAGGAACAAGAAACAGCACACACCAUACAGCAUUCAAAUCAGAUAAUACAAGCGUUACAAAGAGCACAACAUUCCAUACAUUUCUGUAGUUUGUCCACACAUUAAGAAUAAAGGGGAAUCUUGCAAAGAUUUAAAAAAAAAAAAAAAAAAAAUCUUGAAGUACUAAUUAAAGGAUGUCCGUGUUAGGGGGAGGAGCUCGUAGCAUCCGCAGCUUCCACUCACACACUCAGAAAGCAGUCAGAAUUUGGGCUCGUUCACGUUCACAAGCAGUCCGCUCCACGCGCCUCUCAGUCCGCUCACUCAUCGCUUCGCCACAAGCCACCCGCAAUCGCACUCAUCAGUUCCUAAAAAAAUGUCACUUGAGUGGAUAUAAAGUGAAAACACCCACCGUCUGUGAGAACAUGCGGAGUGAAGCCGUUGUUUGAUGGCAUAGCAUUUACAGGUGGGAAGAGAGUGAUACCAAUACGGCCCCGACAAUGCUGCCAUAUUGGAGCUUCCUCGCAGGGAAACGGAAGGUGGAAGUCAACUGCAGAAGAGAUUUCAAUGAAGGCUUUUCUUUCUACUUGACUGCAAAUAAAGUUGGACUUAAAAACACUGAAGUUUCAACCAGAUUCUCCCCAAUGCAAGAUUGCCUUAAAAAUGAUGACAAAGCUGGAUAAACAUUCAUGCAUCAGCACGCUACACAAUACAUGCAUUAGAGAAUCCAGUUGAAAUGGAUACAAACAAGACAUGAAAAAUAGCACUUCCUGGUAAACAACUCACGUCAACACUAAAUUAAAUCUUUAGCUUUUCCUCCAAAUCUACAAAACAUCUUCCACAAAAGUGUUUUUACACCAGAAAGAAACGUUUGAAAAGACUCAUCCUUCUCACAAUACUUACCACACGUACACACUUAGCUUACAUACCCCACCCAGACGACUUUGACUCCAUACUGGACCCAAACCCUGAGCUAAACCCACUCCCGCUGCUUGUGGAGUUGGAGCCCGUCCCCCAACCCAGGCCGGCCGAGCUGGCGCCGUAGUUGCUGUUGCCUGCGCUGAAAGACUGGCCCUGGUCUCGAUUAGAGCUGGCGCCGCUGGAGGAGCUGCCCGAGGUAGACGACUGCUGCUGGCUGGCCAGCAUUCCCAUCAUCCCCCAGCUACUCUGCAGGGCCGCCUGCGCCGCCGCCAUCAUGGCUGGGUUCAGGCUGAACGAGCCGAAAUUGGCCAGGUUACUGUUGGUGCUGCUCCCUAACCCGCUACGGCUGCCCCCGAAAGCCUGAGCGCCGAAACCGUUGCCAAACCGUGCUGUGCGAUCAAACUGCCUGUUGCCGUGUUUGGGCUCGGCGUUUGAGAUGUGGACACUGACACCUUUGAUGAUGAGGUCCUCACCACACAGAGACUGAGCGACCUGGCAGGGGGAAAAAUAUUAGUUAGCCAAGUCAACAUGUGUUUAUACUACAAUAUACAGUGGUGUGAAAAAGCGUUUGUCCCCUUCCUGAUUUUUUUUUUUGUAUGUUGGUCACACUUAAAUGUUUCAGAUCAAACAAAUUUAAAUAUUAGUCUAUGACAACACAAAAUGUCAUCCAUCUAUCCAUAGUCUAUGCCACUUAUCCUCAAUAGGAUCACGGGUAUGCUGGAGCCUAUCCCAGCUGACUUCAGGCCAGAGUGCAACGACGACUCAUCCAAGAGGUCACAAAAGACCCUUCAACAACAUCCAAAGAACUGCAGGCCUCACUUGCCUCAGUUAAGGUCAGUGUUCAUGACUCCACCAUAAGAAAGACACUGGACAAAAACAGCCUGCAGAGUUCCAAGACAAAAACUACUGCUGAAGAAAAAGAGCAUUAAGUCUGGUCUCAAUUUUGCCAAUUUUCCCCAAGACCUUUGGGAAAACACUCUGUGGCCUAACGAAACAAAAGUUGGACUUUUUGGAAAGUGUGUGUCCCAUUACAUCUGGCAUGAAAGUAACGCCGCAUUUUAGAAAAAGAACAUCAUACCAACAGUAAAAUACGGUGGUGGUAGUGUGAUGGUCUGGGGCUGUUUUACUGCUUCAGGAUCAGGAAGACUUGCUGUGAUAAAUGGAAUCAUGAAUUCUGCUGUCUACCAAAAAAUCCUGAAGGAGAAUGUUCAUCUGUUCGUAACCUCAAGCUGAAACCAAUUCGGGUUCUACCUCUGUAUGGCUGAAGAAAAACAAAUUGAAGACUUUGGAGUGGUCUAGUCCAAGUCCUGACCUGAAUCCUAUUGAGAUGCUGUGGCAUGACCUUAAAAAGGCACUUCAUGCUGGAAAAGCCUCCAAUGUGGCUGAAUGACGACAAUUCUGCAAAGAUGAGUGGGACAAAAUUCCCCCACAGCGCUGUAAGAGACUCAUUGCAAGUUAUCACAAACACUUGUUUGCAGUUGUUGCUGCUAAGGGGGGCCCAACCAGUUAUUAGGUUUAGGCAGCAAUCACUUUUUCACACAGGGCCAUGAAGUUUUGAUUAUUUUUCUCCCUUAAUAAUAAAAAGUUUCAUUGAAAAACUGCAUUUUGUGUUCAUUUGUGUUGUCAUUGACUAAUAUUUACAUUUGUUUGAUUUGAAACAUUUAAGUGUGACAAACAUGCACAAAAAAAAGAAAUAAGGUAAGUGGGAAACACUUUCUCACACCACUGUGUACUUUUUCUUUGUUCUUUGACAAUUAUGGCUGUGUGUUGACUCAUUUUCAGUGGACAGUAUAUCUAUAUUGCUAUACAAGCUGUACACCGCCACUAUAAAGUACGUUAGAUCCCCACCAUUCUCAGGAGUUACAGAGACCAGCAAAUAGUGAAAUAACACGAGUAGGCAUGGCCCGGUUAUCGGUUUCAAGGUAUACCACAGUAUGAAAAAGUCAGUUUCAAAACCACAAAAAUUGUGCAUCCUACCAUUUUUAACAAUAUGAUUCACAGUGUUUGUCGCAACAAGGAGGAGGUCAUCCGGAAGUAAAAAAGGAGGGAUGUUCAGGUUGUCUUUAUAUCCAAUGUUUAUCAUGAGGAACGACGUUGGAACCACAAUGUAGCGAGGGAGGACUGUAUUAACUUGUCUUCACCUUGCUGCAAGUU
Molecule: messenger RNA, 5629 nt
Organism: Dunckerocampus dactyliophorus (ringed pipefish)
Lineage: Eukaryota; Metazoa; Chordata; Actinopteri; Syngnathiformes; Syngnathidae
Product: retinoid-binding protein 7-like
Exons: 6
Coding region: 1503-1868 (121 amino acids)
Biological process (GO): fatty acid transport; replication fork processing; resolution of meiotic recombination intermediates
Cellular component (GO): cytosol; FANCM-MHF complex; Fanconi anaemia nuclear complex
Molecular function (GO): fatty acid binding; chromatin binding; protein heterodimerization activity
Source: RefSeq, a predicted model, not a curated record